Molecule: messenger RNA, 1286 nt
Organism: Drosophila persimilis
Lineage: Eukaryota; Metazoa; Arthropoda; Insecta; Diptera; Drosophilidae
Exons: 3
Coding region: 1-942 (313 amino acids)
Source: RefSeq, a predicted model, not a curated record
AUGUCGGACAAAACACCGAAUCCUACUUGGGCUGAUGGGCUCAGCGACAGCCGUGAAAUGCCGUCUUCUGCUGCCACAGCUGAUGGUGCUGCACAGGAGGCUCCUGGCUCCUCUGAGUGGGUAGACCAAAUACCAAUUGGAACAGACGAUGAGGAAAUCGAGGAAAUUGAGGACUUUGGAAACGACUCUCUCGUUUAUGUCCCGCCAAUUGAACCGCCGAAAAUUCAGCAGAAUACGUUUCUCCUCAUUCAACAACAGCCAACAAGCUGGCAGGGCGGCCAGCCGCUACACAAGCCGAUUCCACAUUACGCUGUUCAAGUAGAACUUGAACCGCUCCAGGCUCCACCAAGCGCACUGCCACCACAGGCAGAAGCACAGGAAGCUGCACAGGAAGCAUCAUCAAACCCAGAGAUCCUACCACUGACGAGCCUUGACAUAAAUGUUCUGCAUGAGCGCUUUCCACCUAUGCAGCAGCAGACUUGCAGGCUGCAGGGCUCCAUGCCCCAAGCUUGGCGAAGUGGCCUGUCUAGUGCCUUCGUUCCAUAUCGCCCAACUGUUGACCCCGAGAACGAUCCCCCGGGAGCACAAGCACUGGAAAGCUUGGUACACGGUCAGCCGACAGGUGCGCUGAGUGGCCGCGGACACGCAGGCAGACACGCACACGGACGCGGACGCGAACGCCGACGCGCACGCGCACGCGGACACGGACACGGACAUGGACACGAGCACGAACGUGGACCCGGGCGCGGACACGGAGCCCCAUUGCUGGACCUGGCACCCACCAGAGGGGCACAGUCCAUGCUAGGACAGGAUGUGGGUGUGUUGCCCGGGACAAGCCAUGACGAUAACGCACCAGGGCCACUGCUGGACCUUAAUCCUGAGUUUCGUGAAAGCCCCGAACCACUACGUUCCACAUUAUUUUCACAGUUUUGGAAAGAGUAGCCAUACAUAUCUGUCGGCCUGCCCGAUUGUAUCUGUCGGCUGGGAAGAAAGUCUUUGUUCCCAUGGAAGCAGAUCAUACAAAGGCGAAGCACGACUCAAGCCAGCUGACGGGGACCACGGCCACAGGAGAUGGGUAUUUUUUCCGCUCGAACAACACACAUAUCACUCAUACACCAUUCUAUUUUUAAAACUAGAUCUAACAAUACACUCAUGGUAUCAGUUCAAAAUUAUAUAAAAGUUUCGUAUACAAGACAAUACACAGAAUCGAUCGAACAAAAAAGAAUUGUAAUUUCUUAAAAAUUAUAAUGAUUCAAUGAAAAUAUAUUUAUGUAUACAUCCGACAA